Felis catus (domestic cat) is the source of this 1193-nucleotide messenger RNA. RefSeq names its product myogenin (gene MYOG). Gene Ontology annotation, molecular function: RNA polymerase II cis-regulatory region sequence-specific DNA binding; protein dimerization activity; DNA-binding transcription factor activity, RNA polymerase II-specific. NCBI's taxonomy places the organism in Eukaryota, Metazoa, Chordata, Mammalia, Carnivora, Felidae. The record is from RefSeq and is a predicted model, not a curated record. The transcript is spliced from 3 exons. The coding region runs from base 79 to 828 and encodes 249 amino acids. Gene Ontology annotation, biological process: positive regulation of transcription by RNA polymerase II; positive regulation of myoblast differentiation; muscle organ development.
GACAGCUUAGGGGGGGCUCAGGUUUCUGCGGCAUUGGCUAUAUUUAUCUCUGGUUCCAUGCCAGCGGGGAGGGUUUAAAUGGCACCCAGCAGUUGGCGUGAGGGGCUGCAGGAGCUUGGGGGCCAGUGGCAGGAACAAGUCUCUUCCGACCCCAUGGAGCUAUAUGAGACAUCCCCCUACUUCUACCAGGAACCCCACUUCUAUGACGGGGAGAACUACCUGCCCGUCCACCUCCAGGCCUUCGAGCCACCAGGCUACGAGCGGACUGAGCUCAGCCUGAGCCCUGAGGCCCGAGGGCCCCUCGAAGACAAGGGGCUGGGGACCCCCGAGCACUGCCUGGGCCAGUGCCUGCCGUGGGCCUGCAAGGUGUGUAAGAGGAAGUCGGUGUCCGUGGACCGGCGGCGUGCGGCCACACUGAGGGAGAAGCGCAGGCUCAAGAAGGUCAAUGAGGCCUUUGAGGCUCUGAAGAGGAGCACCCUGCUCAACCCCAACCAGCGGCUGCCCAAGGUGGAGAUCCUGCGCAGCGCCAUCCAGUACAUCGAGCGCCUACAGGCCCUGCUCAGCUCCCUCAACCAGGAAGAGCGUGACCUCCGGUACCGGGGCGGGGGCGGGCCCCAGCCAGGGGUGCCCAGUGAAUGCAGCUCCCACAGCGCCUCCUGCAGUCCAGAGUGGGGCAGCACAUUGGAGUUUGGUCCCAACACAGGGGAUCACCUGCUCACGGCCGACCCCACGGACGCCCACAACCUGCACUCUCUCACCUCCAUUGUGGACAGCAUCACAGUGGAAGACGUCUCUGUGGCCUUCCCAGAUGAAACCAUGCCCAACUGAGAUUGUCUGCCAGGCCAGGCGUCCAUGAGAGCCCCCACGCUGGCCACAGAUGCCACCGCCCCCGCAGCAGGGGCUUCCUCAGCCAGGCUGUCCUGAUGCCAGAGGGCCAGUGCCGGGGCUAUCAAAUGCCAGCCUAUCCCCUUCCUCAUCCAUGUAAGGUUAACUCGCCACCCAGAGAGGGAACGGAUGCUCUCGUGUAGCUGACUCCUUACAGCAAGGAGCAUGCCGUUUCCCGGGAAAUAGAGCAGGGGACCAGAGUGCCCCUCGUGUAUGCCCUGUCUCGGGGCAAACUCAGGAGCUCCCCUUUGUUCAUAGUGCAGCCUCCAAUUCCACCCCCUCCAAAGAAACGGUCUGAGAGACGAUGA